Molecule: messenger RNA, 2584 nt
Organism: Cuscuta europaea
Lineage: Eukaryota; Viridiplantae; Streptophyta; Magnoliopsida; Solanales; Convolvulaceae
Source: the annotation of a GenBank genome assembly
UUUCAAAAUUAUUUCAUUUCAAGAUUUUCCAUGUCUUUUAAAAUCAUUUCUUUCUUGAUGUCUUCUGCCUAUUACUAUGAGUCAAAAUUAACGAAUCUCACAUAAAAGAAAAGUCAUCAAAUGUGCACUUGGUCUUGGGAUAAUGCCUGCAAAUUCUUUGAAGCCCACCUGGCUACUUGUGAGCAAAACUUAUUAUACCAAGUACCUCGGUGUGCAUAUUUGAAACCUUUCCUGGGUAUUGUCUGAUCUUUAAACAAAUCCACGUUAAGAACUUUGGGAGCGCUCAACUGUUCUUUCAAGAAAAAGUAAAUUCUAGGACUAAGGCAGUAAGGCUUGUAGAGCUAUGGCUGCUUCAACCGGAUUGGGGCUACCCUGGACAUCGAAUUUGACCCUCAACCGUAUGUCGACUUUGGUGGCGCCACCAUCUUGCCGUGGUCGUCGGUUUUCCUCUUGUUUGCCACCCGCCGCCACCAGAAUGGCGGUGUCAUCAGUUCAUGAGAAGCAGAAAAGUUAUACACUGCAGAAAUCUGAAGAAGCUUUCAAUAAAGCAAAGGAGUUGAUGCCCGGAGGUGUAAAUUCGCCUGUACGUGCUUUCAAAUCUGUUGGUGGGCAGCCUAUUUUGAUUGAUUCUGUGAAGGGCUCGUAUAUGUGGGACAUAGAUGGAAAUAAAUAUAUUGACUAUGUAGGUUCUUGGGGACCAGCGAUCAUUGGCCAUGCAGAUGAUGAGGUACUGGCAGCAUUGGGUAAAACAAUGAGGAAGGGAACAAGCUUUGGUGCUCCCUGUCUUCUCGAGAACACAUUGGCGGAGAUGGUCAUUGAUGCUGUUCCAUGCAUAGAAAUGGUUCGAUUUGUUAACUCAGGGACAGAGGCUUGCAUGGGUGUGCUGAGACUUGCUCGUGCUUUCACUGGGCGAGAAAAGCUAAUCAAAUUUGAGGGGUGUUACCAUGGGCAUGCGGAUCCAUUUCUUGUUAAAGCAGGCAGUGGGGUUGCCACCUUAGGGCUUCCUGACUCCCCUGGAGUUCCCAAAGCAGCCACUUCUGAAACACUCACUGCCCCAUAUAAUGAUAUUUCAGCUGUAGAAAGCCUCUUUCAGGCCAACAAAGGGGAAAUUGCAGCCGUUAUCCUGGAGCCCGUAGUUGGAAAUUCUGGUUUCAUUCAGCCCAAGCCCGAUUUCCUCAACGCAUUGCGCAGUUUGUCGAAAGACAACGGUGCCCUCCUUAUAUUUGAUGAAGUUAUGACCGGGUUCCGCUUGUCAUACGGUGGAGCCCAGGAGUACUUCGGCAUUACUCCUGAUUUGACAACACUUGGCAAGAUCAUUGGCGGUGGCCUCCCUGUAGGGGCAUAUGGUGGAAGGAGGGAGAUUAUGGAGAUGGUGGCACCUGCCGGACCUAUGUAUCAGGCUGGGACCUUGAGUGGAAACCCACUGGCAAUGACGGCAGGAAUCCACACACUAAAGCGGUUAAAGGUGCCAGGAAGCUACGAAUACUUGAAAAGCGUCACAGGUGAGCUACUUGAGGGGAUUUUGACGGCUGGAAGGAAUGCUGGUCAUGCAAUCUGUGGUGGGUACAUCAGUGGUAUGUUUGGUUUCUUUUUCACAGAUGGUCCAGUUUACAACUUUGAUGAUGCAAAAAAGAGUGACACUGCAAAGUUUGCAAGAUUCUAUAGAGGGAUGCUAGAGGAGGGUGUCUAUUUUGCACCUUCCCAAUUUGAAGCUGGAUUUACCAGCUUAGCACAUACCUCUGAAGAUAUUCAACAAACAAUAGCAGCUGCUGAGAGGGUUUUCCAGAAACUCUGAUUUUCUCUACUGAGCCCUUCUUUUCUAUAUCUCUUUUCAUUGAGGCAAUGAUAACGCUUUUGUUAGAGAGCUUUAUAUGUUUAUUUAGAGGGAACCACAUUCUUGUAUCACCUCUUCAUCGUGAAACCUCCUCUGUUACUAAUUCCCUGCCAAUGUAAACUUUUGUAAGAAUAAAUUGUCUUCACGGUUAAAAAUUAAGUUGAUCAGUUGUGAUUAUAAUGUAUUAAGUAUUAACUAUCAAGUCCGGUAGUUUUAAAUAGUUGCAUCGACCAGCUUGUGUGAUGGUACGUCGAAAUAGUUUUGGGGUUGCCCUCCAUGGAUGGUCUAGAGUCUAGAUGAGUUGUUGCGCCAUGAGAGAUCUAUGCUCUUACUUCAAACUUUAAAGAACUGCUCGGUCUAUAUGAAACGGGCCAACGAAAAAGUCAUGAUGCCACAUACCCCUUUUGUAAGACUUUUUGUAAGAGUUUUUGUAUCUCUAAACACCAUUAAAUAAGUAAUCCUACUGUAAAUGUGAUAUGAUGUGUUAAAUAAUGUCAUGAUGCCACAUACCCCUUUUGUAAGACUUUUUGUAAGAGUUUUGUAUCUCUAAACACCAUUAAAUAAGUAAUCCUAUUGUAUAAAAUUUGGAAUGUCCAAACACCAUUAACUUAAGUUACUUAACCAUUAGAAAAUCAAAUGUGAACUUUUAAAUCAAAAGUCAAAGAUCCACAUGAAAAUUUGGCAGUGUUUAUAGAAUAAGCAAGUCAAACUCUAAUUAUUUGAUUUGUUCUUAUUAGAUAGUAAUUAUAC